Molecule: messenger RNA, 1005 nt
Organism: Penicillium brevicompactum
Lineage: Eukaryota; Fungi; Ascomycota; Eurotiomycetes; Eurotiales; Aspergillaceae
Product: Bax Inhibitor family protein
Exons: 2
Coding region: 1-1005 (334 amino acids)
Cellular component (GO): mitochondrial inner membrane
Source: RefSeq, a predicted model, not a curated record
AUGGCCUUCUUUCUAAGGCGCCCGUUCGCCGUAUCCUCGGCGCUUCGCCAGGUUCCCAAGCUCUCGAACACUGCUCGCCUCAUCCACAACUCUCCCAUCAAGCCCCAGGCAAAGCCUCAAGGCAUCUCGUCCUCAAUCUUCGCCAAGUCUCGACAGAAUUUCCAGAAUGCCUUCCGCCGUACCUACAUGCAGCAGAGCGCCAACACUGCUCAAGGUGGUAACAUGACCCAAAAGAUCGCCUAUGGUGCUGCCAUCGUCGGUGGUACAAUGCUGGCUACCAACUUCAUCUUCAACCGUGAGACCCGAGAGGAUGGCGGAAUGCCCGAUUAUGAGCGAAGCUUCCUGAAUGAGACAUUCAUGCACACUGGUCUGGGUAUUGGUAUCAUUGGUGUCGCUGCUCGUGCUCUUCACAUGAGUGGCUGGUCUUAUCGUCUCAUGGCCAUGAACCCUUGGCUCGUUAUGGGUGUCGGUCUCGUUGGCAGCAUCGGCUCCAUGUACGGAACUUUCUACACCUCACCCGAUAACUACGUUGUGAAGUACGGCUGCUGGACUUUGUUCAACCUCACCCAGGCUGCUCUUCUCUCCCCACUGAUGUUCAUGAACCCUGCUAUUCUCGCUCGCGCCGGUCUUUACACUGUCGGCAUGAUGGGAUCCAUUGCCUUCGUCGGUGCCACUGCCAAGCAGGAGAAGUACCUGUACCUCGGCGGUCCUCUGCUUGCUGGUGUGACCAUCGUUGCUCUCUCUGGACUCGCCCCUAUGGUUCUCCCCGCCACUGCCGUUCGCACUCUGAUGUGGUCUGAGCGUCUCUGGUUGUACGGUGGUCUUGCCGUGUUCGGUGGCUUCACUCUCUAUGAUGUGCAGAAGAUUCUUCACCACGCUCGCCUCGCCGAACGUGGCCUGAUCCGUCGCGAUGUGGUCAAUGAAUGUGUCAGCCUUGAGUUGGACUUCAUCAACAUCUUCAUCCGCAUGGUCCAGAUCCUCGGCAUGGGCAACAACCGCCGCUAA